GUAAUUUUUGCCAAUGUCGUUAGACACAAUAGCUAACGAUAGAGCAAGCUAUCUGUCGCGCUAGCUGCGUUAGCUGGGCUGGACAGUUGUAGCUAACGUUAGCUAGAAAGCUGUUGUUUUCCAGGUACUGCUUUGGACUGCGAGCUAGCUACCCCUUGAGCGAAAUGAUCUGACUGGAUAGGUAGCUUAACCACCUAGAUAUUAUAGCAAGUUGGCUAGACCAUAACAAAUAAACGGAGUAGCUAGCUAGCUAGCGUAUGGCUGCAAAAACUAUUUUAGGUUCCAUGCGAAGUAAAGGUGGUGCCUGGCAUUGUCUGAAAUAUUACGGGACAAACCGUCUUCAAAAAACUUCGCUACUAACCAAAUUUCUAUUCAUGACUGCCCUCUCCGACUCUGAGCCGGGAAGAAAGAGACUGAGGUUAGACGUUGACAUCCGUUCACCUGCCACUACAAAGAAACCAUCGAAGCCGGUGCUGUUGAAGGGGGUGCAGAGGCAGAGUGAACUGAACAGAACGGCCGUGGACAAUCAUAUCAAAGAUACGAAGCAGAGGACAGCUCAUGCUUUCACUGUGAGAAUGGAGGAUAUGGCAAUGGACACAGAAAAAGUGAAAAACGAUGACCAGGCAAGUAAAGAGGAGAAGCUGGAUCCAUUCCGAAGUGUUGGCAUUUCAGAAAAUGCCAACAUGGAGGUGGUGAACACUGCGGGACUGCAGGGCACCUCUCCCGAGGGAGGUUCUGGCAUUGGAGCAAAAUCCGGCAACCAGCAGAACUGUCCAGGUGAACAGAGGGCCAAGAAGCCGAACACGCUCGAGCAGUGGCUAGUGAAGGCGCCCAGCACGCCCGCGGAGGUGGCUGAGGUUAACGCCAGCGUGAGCCUUAGUGAUGAGCCAGGAGCUGUAGAUGUGGAGAUGCGGAGUCCCGAGAACUCCCCGUGCACCUCUCCGCAGUGCGCGGGCACCGAAGACCAGGCCCAGGCCCAGGCUUGCGCCCAAACUGAGGAGCCCUCCUCCGUAAUGGAGAACGAGCCUUCAGUUGACACCUGUGCUGAAGACCCCAAGUCCCCGGUCCAGGAAGCCAAAGACGACGGGGCAGCGGAGGCCAAGGAUGCCGGCGAUCCUGACAAGCGCACGACAGCCGGCCCGGCUCCAGCGAUGUCAAAGGGCUCCGCCAAGCGCAAUUCCAAAAUCACAGAGUUCUUUCGAAGAUGUCAGUCCCAAUCCCCAGCAGAAAGUGUGCAGGCCUCAGCGGAGGGGCGAGAUGGGGGCAGGGUGGCCCCCACGGCCACCGCCAAGUGGCUGGGGACCCCAAUAGACGAGCUGAAGAGGAUGCCACAGUGUGGCCAGCCCCUGCCACACCUUAAGGCGAUGUACAGCCACACUGUCAUGAUAAGGACAGACCUGCUGAGAGAGGGAGAGGUUCUUGUUCCAUACCCGACCAAGUUUAAAGACGCCUGGGACGAUCUGUCCGUGAAGAUGCCCUGUUCAGAAAAGAACCUCUUCCCCCUGGAAAGCGAGGAAGGCGGUGGGGUGCAGAGUCGAUGGGAACUGAUUCAGAAAGCUCUGAAAAGUAAAUUCAGUAGCUCACAUGAGGUGAAAGAAGUGAUAUUAAGAUACAAUACGUCUCACGCAAAGAGAUGGGACUUUUCAGCACUGCAAACUCUCUGCACCAAGGUUCUGGAGCCUCCCGCCGCGGAGCGUCUGUUUCGGUCCAUCCUGCCAGACAUGGCGCAAUUAGCGCUGAGCGCGAGCAGGCUGUGCACCCAGCCAAUACCUCUCCUUAAGCAGAAGAUGAAUCACUCCAUUACGAUGUCACAAGAACAAAUCGCCUGCCUGCUGGCCAAUGCCUUCUUCUGCACCUUCCCACGCCGCAACUCCAGGAAGUCCGAGUACUCAAACUACCCAGAAAUCAAUUUCUGCAGGCUGUUUGAAUUAUCCUCGCCCAAGAAGAUAGAAAAACUCAAAACACUUCUGUGCUAUUUUGAAAAAGUCACACAGAAAAGACCCACUGGCCUUGUAACGUUUACAAGACAAAGUCUGACCAGUUUUCCAAAAUGGGAAAGUUCUAAGACCCAGCUCUCAAAGCUCCACAUCACAUGUGAAGGCACUAUCGAAGAUCAGGGUCAUGGCAUGCUCCAGGUGGACUUUGCCAACAGGAUGGUGGGAGGAGGGGUGACCGGGUCAGGUCUGGUCCAGGAGGAGAUCCGCUUCAUAAUCAACCCCGAGCUCAUCGUCUCACGCCUCUUCACCGAAGCCCUGGAUCACAACGAGUGCCUGAUCAUCACAGGCACGGAGCAGUACAGUAAAUACACUGGCUACGCAGAGAGCUACAAAUGGGCUGGACACCACUGCGAUGAGACACCGAGAGAUGAUUGGCAGAGAAGAUGCACAGAGAUUGUGGCUAUAGAUGCAUUCAAGUUCAGGAACUUCAUGGAGCAAUUUCAGCCAGAGAAAAUGAACAGAGAACUCAACAAGGCCUACUGUGGCUUUGUGCGCCCUGGGAUGAAGAGCGAGAACCUCUCUGCUGUGGCCACAGGGAACUGGGGCUGUGGCGUGUUUGGGGGAGACACCCGAUUAAAAGCUCUGCUGCAGAUGCUGGCAGCUGCAGAGGCCGGCCGAGACGUCGCCUACUUCACCUUCGGCGACAGCGAUCUCAUGAGGGAUGUCCAUGACAUGCACUCUUUCCUCACUCAGAGGCGCAUAAGUGUUGGGCAGGUGUACGGUAUUCUGGAGCAAUAUUACAGCACCGUGUGCAGGAGCUGCACCACCCCGCGCCCCAACGUCAGCCUCUACGGUUUCAUCUUCGAGAGAGUCCUCGCCUCUUCCCCGUCCCCCGACAGAGAGGGAGGCACCAGCCGGCCGGCUCACCCUGCAGACCUCCAUUAAUGCCAGCCAGCCAGUGACUCGCCCCCCCUCCCCAUAGUACAUGCCUCUGCUAUAAACGACCGCUCCUGUUGCUUAUGUCAGAUUUAUUUUUGUAUGAUUCUGGAACCUUAGAAUAACACACCCAUAUUGAACCCCCCCCACCCCC
Megalops cyprinoides (Indo-Pacific tarpon) is the source of this 3027-nucleotide messenger RNA. Its product is annotated as poly(ADP-ribose) glycohydrolase-like. Gene Ontology annotation, cellular component: cytoplasm; nucleus. NCBI's taxonomy places the organism in Eukaryota, Metazoa, Chordata, Actinopteri, Elopiformes, Megalopidae. Gene Ontology annotation, molecular function: poly(ADP-ribose) glycohydrolase activity. The record is from RefSeq and is a predicted model, not a curated record. Gene Ontology annotation, biological process: carbohydrate metabolic process; regulation of DNA repair; ATP generation from poly-ADP-D-ribose. Bases 258 to 2882 code for a protein of 874 amino acids. The transcript is spliced from 19 exons.